This is a messenger RNA of Malassezia pachydermatis, 1161 nucleotides long. RefSeq names its product xylitol dehydrogenase. Gene Ontology annotation, molecular function: L-iditol 2-dehydrogenase (NAD+) activity; zinc ion binding. Bases 1 to 1161 code for a protein of 386 amino acids. NCBI's taxonomy places the organism in Eukaryota, Fungi, Basidiomycota, Malasseziomycetes, Malasseziales, Malasseziaceae. Gene Ontology annotation, biological process: D-sorbitol catabolic process. The transcript has a single exon. The record is from RefSeq and is a predicted model, not a curated record.
AUGAGCAGUGAAAACAGUCUCCCUGUGCCGCCCGCUGAGGGCAACAUGUCGUUCGUGCUGAAACGUGUUCAUGAAACUGUUUUUGAAGACCGUCCUGUGCUCCCAUUGCGUGAAGGCGAAGUGCGUGUGAAUGUGCGUCAGACAGGCUUGUGCGGCUCAGAUAGUCACUAUCGUGAACAUGGCCGCAUUGGUGACUUUAUCCUGACGGCGCCCAUGGUUCUCGGCCAUGAGUCGUCGGGCAUUGUCGUUGAGGUGGGCCCAGGUGUGACCUCGCACAAGGUCGGUGACCGCGUUGCGCUGGAGCCUGGUGUGCCCUGCUUGGCCUGCCCACGCUGCAUUUCGGGUUUGUACAACCAUUGUCCGAAGAUGGUGUUUGCUGCUACACCUCCUUACGACGGUACCCUGGCGACCUACUACAACCUCCAUGCGGCGUUUGCGCACAAGAUCCCAGACCACAUGACGAUGGAGGAGGCGUCGUUGAUGGAGCCGCUUAGUGUCGGUGUGCAUGCUGUCGUCACGAUGGGCCAGGUGCGCGCGUUGGAGAACGUGCUGGUUCUGGGUGCCGGCCCCAUUGGACUCCUGUGUGGUGCUGUGGCUCGUGCCUAUGGCGCCCGUCGUGUCGUGGUGACCGAUCUGGUUGAUGAAAAGUUGCGCUUUGCGUCGUCGUUCUGCGCUACGUCGACGUUUAAGACGUUGUCAAAGUAUGAAGGCGAGCCAGAGGCUGACCAUGCUGCGCGUGUUGCGCGUGAGCUUGUCGAGCAUCUCGGUGGGGACGUGAAGGACAACGAUGGCUUUGACCUAGUCGUGGAUGCGACCGGUGCCCAGUCCUGCUUGCUGCUGGCUGCCUGGGCCGCACGCCAGCGUGGCCGUGUAGUCGCUGUGGGCAUGGGCCGUCCUGAGGUGCUUAUGGCGAUCACGCGUAUUUCCGUGCGUGAAAUACAGCUCAGUGGCUCGUUCCGUUACGCGGCAGGUGACUAUGAAAAGUCGAUUGCCCUGGCUGCGGAGCGCAAGAUUGAUGUUACGCGUUUAGUCACGCACCGUUACGCCUUCAAGGAUGCAAACAAAGCGUUUGACGCGGUGACGCGUGGUACCGGCGAAGAUGGUAAGACGUGCAUCAAGGUACAGAUCAGUCAGGGCGAGGCGCCUGUGAUGGUGCCGUAA